UAUGAUAUCAGUCAUAGGUGGCUCAGAAAUUUUUGACAGAGAUCAGUCUUUCAUCCCUGGAAUAUUCGCCAAGGCCAGCCUCAUGUACAACCCGCUGCUCUGCAUGCUUGUCUGCAAGCGAUUUCGAACCGUUGCUGCAGAUAUGUUGUGCUGCAGGAAUAACAGUCAUAUCAUCGUGGAAGUAACCCAAAGGUCUACUGCUCCGAAUGAGACGAUGACCAACGAACAACAACAGAACGACAACCAGGACAUGCUACGGAACCAAGCGAGGUCACAAGAAACGUCUAUGGUAUUGAAAGGUUUUUGUGAUCUCUAGAGAUUGCGAAGACACCAACUGCACUUUCUACAUAACCCUCU
Pocillopora verrucosa is the source of this 357-nucleotide messenger RNA. Its product is annotated as blue-sensitive opsin-like. NCBI's taxonomy places the organism in Eukaryota, Metazoa, Cnidaria, Anthozoa, Scleractinia, Pocilloporidae. Gene Ontology annotation, molecular function: G protein-coupled photoreceptor activity. Gene Ontology annotation, biological process: phototransduction; cellular response to light stimulus; G protein-coupled receptor signaling pathway. The record is from RefSeq and is a predicted model, not a curated record. Gene Ontology annotation, cellular component: plasma membrane.